UGACAUGAGCCAAGGUUAACCUGUUCUUGUUUUGUUGGGAGGUUUCUUCUUGGCUUCAUUCUAGUUUAUUUUGGAAUUUUUUGUUUAUUUUUGCCCUUCGUUUUGGAGAACACGUAUAAAUAUGUAGUUACGUUACUGUGGCAUGUCCUCAUAAAUAUUCUAUCUGCAACACGCCUUUUGCCCAAACAAGUAAGUUAACUAGAACCAUCACGGAACAAAGCUUAGAGACAAAUCAAGUCAACAAAACAUUGCAACUUUUUAUUUCCUUCCGAGCAAACUAGAAGACACCACCAGUCCAUAAACGGAAAUCCGGCAAGACACCAACUAGUUAUUUCUAAUUACUAUUAUUAAUAAAUAAUACAGAGCCCAUAAUCCCGCCGCAUUUCCUCCUCCUCUAUCUCUAUCUCUACACCACACCCUCGCCGUCGAUGUCGUUGCUCAAAUGAACCCCGGUGCAGUAAAGCGUGCAACUGUGCGCGCUUGGACGCUGGCUGACAGCUACAGCUUCAUCGCGACUUUCCUACGCCGUCACCAUAGCACCAAUGUUGAGCCCCAACAUCAGCCGCACCCUCAGGCCCAACCUCAACUCCAGCAGCCCCAGCACUCACAAUACAACCAGCGCCGACAGCAACAUGAUGGAGCCUACGACCGCUCCCGCCGCCAUUUCCACGACUACUUCGUCACCCACCUCCCAUCCUCCUCUCUACACCCGGACUCCCGCGCCUCUCCAGGACCUCAUCACAAGCUACCCCGGUCAGCUUCCACACCACACACCGCCAGUGCAGCACGGGGCCCUUCCCCAGCCACCGUGCAGCCACCCAUCGGCGUCUCGCGCGAAACAACCGUGGUACGCAUCCCGCUGCGUAGCGCGAAGCACCACUUCGGCGUCUGCGCUGCACGGGGGACGCGGCCCACCAAUGAAGAUACAUAUCAAGCGGGCGUGAUUGAUAUACCAGCCUUUGCGCGGCGGGCACCACUGUCGUUGACGAUUGGGGCACGGUCUGCAGCGGCGGCGGCUGCUAGGGGGGAGAGGGCUGCUGCUGCCGGUGGGGAGAAGGGAGGGGUCCUGGACCAGAACAAGGGGGCGGAGAGUGCGAGUGGAGACCCGCAGGUGUUUUAUUUUGGGGUUUUUGAUGGACAUGGUGGGGCUGAGUGUAGUGAAUUUCUGAGGGAUUGUCUGCAUGAGUAUGUGCAGGAUGCGGCUGUGGACUUUGAGAUGCAGUCGAGUUUGAAGAAGGAGAUUGAGACUGGGGAGAGGGUUUUGGGGAAGGGGCCCCGUAGCUCUAUUGUAGAGAGGGACGGGAAAAUGGAGGGUCAUGGUGAUGGCUCAGCACAUAACAGCAAGGAGAGAGAGACAUUACAUCUACAAGGUGACCUGCCCAUUAUCCAGCGGGCUAAUAGGCAGAAAAUCGGAGAGCUGGAGAAGGAAUUGGUAUUCAGUUGGAAGAAUCUAGUAGGGGGCUAUUAUCGACGAUUUCGCCCACCACACUUCGCCUACUCUGGUGAGCACCACGCAUCAAACGCACACAGCGGUGCCACAAUCGAAGAACUACUCGAAUACGCCUUUUUAAAAGCAGACUUCGAUUUCAUCUACGCCCAAGCUGCCAAGCAGGACGAGGACGAUCUCGUCCAGGCCGAAAAACCUCUCAACGAAGCCGACAUCCUCCACCACCCUAGCCGAUCCCCAUACCCUGUCAUCGGUGGACCCACCCGCUUCAAAGGCGGCAGCACAGCCAGCAUCGCCAUGAUCUCCACCCCAAGCCCAACCCCGUUCUGGAAUCCGUCCGCCCCAUCCUCCCUCGUCGUCUCCCACGUCGGUGACACCCGCAUCCUCCUCUGCUCCACCACAACCGGCCUCGCCAUCCCGCUCACAACAGACCACCACCCCUCCUCCCCGAUCGAAGGAAAUCGGCUGCGCCGCUACGCCGCGACGUUCGUCACGGAUUCCUUCGGCGAAGAGCGCAUGAGCGGGCUCGCCAACACGCGCGCCUUUGGCGACAUGCGGUCAAAGCGGAUCGGGGUGUCUGCGGAACCUGAGCUGCGGCGCGUGGAGAUGGGGCCGGCAGAGUACUCGUUCCUGGUGCUGAUGACGGACGGGGUGAGCGGAGCGAUGUCUGACCAGGAGGUCGUGGAUGUGGUGAAGGAAGCGCGGACGCCAGAUGAGGGGGCGAGGGAUGUUGUGGCGUUUGCAACCGAGGUGGGGGCUGAUGGGGAUAAUGCGACGUGUCUUGUUAUUAGGCUGGGAGGGUGGGAGAGGAGAAUUGAGGGAGGUUUGGGGAGUAUGGGGACAAGGGAGAUGAGGGAGUGGAGGAGGGAGGAGGCGACGGAUCCAAGGCUGAGGAGGAGAUAGGAUCGUUUGGCAUUGGAUGUAGUCGGUGCAUAUCAUCGAGAGAGGUGCUAGGUGAGGAAUUGGAGUUAAGGUCUUAAUGUGUUCUACGUUUAAUAUGUCGUCUUAUGCCGUCCAUCUUGUGGCUCUUGUUUAGCGAUUUUCUCCUUUUUUAUUUUUUAUUUUUUAUUUUUUUUUAUUUUUAUUUUUAUUUUUUAAAUUUCUUUGUCUAGGCGUCAUAAGACAGGUCAAUUGAUAUCCAUGUUACAGGUACCCCACGAGCAUAAAAAGGGUUAUAAUUAGUAAGUAAAUAAUUGAUAAUAAUAUUCAAAAUAACUAGACCAGUUAGUUAUAUAAUUGAGAUCACGUCCAUUAGCUAA
Messenger RNA from Blastomyces gilchristii SLH14081, 2706 nucleotides. RefSeq names its product protein phosphatase 2C. Bases 443 to 2350 code for a protein of 635 amino acids. Lineage: Eukaryota; Fungi; Ascomycota; Eurotiomycetes; Onygenales; Ajellomycetaceae. Gene Ontology annotation, biological process: protein dephosphorylation. Gene Ontology annotation, molecular function: protein serine/threonine phosphatase activity; cation binding. The record is from RefSeq and is a predicted model, not a curated record. The transcript is spliced from 2 exons.